Symbiodinium sp. CCMP2456 is the source of this 966-nucleotide messenger RNA. The record is from the annotation of a GenBank genome assembly. Lineage: Eukaryota; Dinophyceae; Suessiales; Symbiodiniaceae.
AUGUUUUCGACUGUCGUUGUGGCCCUCGCAAUCGCGGGCCAUGCUGAGUCGGCCAUGGACCAUUUGCAGCUGCUGCAGCAGAAGAUGGUCCUAGCUCCGGAGAAGCGAUGGAAGCGCUUGCGCGCUGCUGAACCGCUGAAUUGGAUCCACUUCCCGAAAUGCGGCAGCUCAUUGCUCAACGUCAUCAUCCACAUGCCUGGCUUCUGCCCAGUCCUGGACAACGUCACGAUGAGCGCCGAGAUCCAAGGCCCUUGUUUCCUGAACACUUGGUUGCCACAAGCUUGUCAGCAGCAGUGCAACACGGACUACUUCUUCUGUGGUAGGCCGCACCAUCCGGUUGGCAAUUACUCCGGGCAGGGAGGCCAUCUGGUCGGUAUGUUCCGAGAUCCCGACCAGCGAAUCCUCUCGGGCUACCAUGACAAGCUGCCUUUCGCAGGCCCCAUUAACACUUCAGACUAUAUAAAAACUAUUGUUGAAGGGGACUGUGAUCUUGAGGAACUCGCAAGAGCCAUGUCUUUGCCGAAGAGGCCCAUUCAUGAAUUUGCUGAGUCGUGGAAAGGUGGUAUGACGUAUCAGCUGCUGGCACCUGCAGAUGAACAGGCGAUGGACCCAAACCGAAGAAAGAUGACGCGGGAAGAUGCAGUGGAGGCAGCCCGAAGAGUGACGGAAGGCUUUGCGUUUGUGGGCAUCACAGAAGAGUGGGACUUGUCAAUGUGCCUUUUUCACAAGACCUUCGGGGGAGCUUGUCGUGCCUCAGACUUCGCGAACACGAGGCCCACCUUUUCAGGGAAGUCUGCGCACACGGAUUAUGACACAUCCGAGCUCAUGGGCUGGCAUGACGACAUUGAUGAAGUAGUCUACACGGCGGCCCUAAAGGUCUUCCACAAGAACCUGAUCUUGCUUAAUGUGUCUCAUGACACCUGUCAGGAGUGCUACAGAAGUGCAGGGAGAGGAGGUCUUGCUUGA